AGUCGAUUUGGGGCGUGGAUGAGAUGUCCAUGCGAUGGCAGGUCCAAAAAGAAAAAAAGAAAAAGACAUCACUUGUCUCAGAGAGGAAGAGGCUGACGGGACCGUUGUACUGGAUCGAGGAGCUGGUCUUUGAAUUUGCUUUGCUCUGCGUUAUCUUUUUUUGUGAAUGAUUUGCAUGAUUGUGUUCGGGAGGAUCGUGUCUAUCGUUUAUGAUUUGUCUUUCGGGUCUGAUAUCUGGCGCAAUCAGCGGGAUAAUGUUGCUGUUGGAUGUUCCGUGAACUUCAGGUGUUCUCGCUCGAUCUGGUUGCUAGCUUUGUCAGAAAGCUGGGUCAGAAGGCGCUAUUGGCUUAGGGGUUACUGUUCAUUUUUAUUGCUCUUUUUCUUUUUUGGAUGUGAUAUAUCUCCAUGUUUGGUAAAUGUGAUGUAGCAAUCGAUAAGAAUAAGAUAUCAUAUGCGUACAGA
Messenger RNA from Aspergillus homomorphus CBS 101889, 462 nucleotides. RefSeq lists its product as uncharacterized. The transcript has a single exon. Lineage: Eukaryota; Fungi; Ascomycota; Eurotiomycetes; Eurotiales; Aspergillaceae. The record is from RefSeq and is a predicted model, not a curated record. The coding region runs from base 167 to 427 and encodes 86 amino acids.